AGUUUAGUAACAGUGCUGGAUGCUGUGGAAUCUAUCUGCUGCCUUUCAGGCUAAAUGGGGAGAAAAACCAAUCAUACAGAGUUUUUCUUUUCUGCAUUUCAACCAGAAUGAAGUAUGGUACUUCCUCUGACAAGUGCUCCAACAGAAUGACUGAUAUGGGAUGCCUUCAGAGGCCUUGAAAUACUACAGUAAUCUAUAGAAGAGAUUAUAAUUGAAUUAGGCUAUUCAAUGUUGAUGAAAAGGAAACUUCAAGUUGCCUUUUAGUUGUUUUGAGCAUGCCCCUCACAGAGGACUGUUGAUGAAAUAUUGAAUGAAGACUUGACUAUAAUACUUCAAAUAAAAAUGUCAACAGAGAACACUGCAGAGUUGGUUAAAUACCUUGAAAAAACUCCAAGCCAGCCAUUUCUACCAGCAAUUCCUAAUGUAUCUGGAAGCAGAGUGAAUUCCCUGGAAGACCGGCUAUCUAAUCAGGAGCGUACUACUGCUGUGCUUCUGGAUCAGGCAUUUCGGAUCAAAGAUGGCCUUGUUUCAUACCUUCAGGGAAAUAAGAACUCUCAGCAAGGGGAGGCAGCAGCUCACCAGCUAUUGGAAAAUCACAUCCAGACAAUCACAAGUGUUGUUAAAAAGCUGAGCCACAACAUAGAGGAGUUGGAGAGACAAAUAAAAGUCAGAGAUGAAGUAACAUCAGGAACUAAUUUUGCUGUGCAAAGUCUGGACCAUAAACACCUGCAGGGGGUUGGGGACCUACGUGGAAGAGUAGCCAGAUGCGAUGCUAGCAUUGCCAAACUCUCUGGAGAUAUCAAUAUCAUCAGGCAUGAGUUUUCAAAACUAGAGAAAGAAAUUCAUGCUGUGCAGUCUUCCUUGGACAAUUAUGUGAAUAAUAUUGAGAUGAAGGUAAUGCAUCUUUUAGGCAAGAUAGACACUUCAAACUCAGAGCAAACUUCAAAUUUAAAGACAAUACAGGGUGAUCAACACCAUGAAUUGCAGCUCUUGGACUUCAAGAUAAAUGGUAUUUUAAAUGAUUUUAAAGAUCAGAUACAAAAUCAACGAAAGUGGAUGGAAAGUGAGUUGAGAAGAUCUGAACAAGAAGAAGUCCAUUUCACAAACCAGCUCUUUGCUACAGUCAAGGAGAGAUUGGAAAUACUGGAAAAGAAAUUGGAAGAUGGCUUAUACUAUGUCUCCAAAAGAAUAGAAAACACAGAAAAAACAUUGCAAUUUGAACUCAGCGAGGUGAAAAAUGAUCAAAAUAAACUACAUGCAAAGAUUACCAGAUUUGAAAAGCUGAUGUGGAAUGAAAUAGAAGGAAUGCAAAAUGAAUACAGAUCAGGAUUUCAAUCUAUCCGUGACUCUCUUGACGCACUCAAACAUAUACAGUCAGCAAAACUAAAACUUGAAGAGGAGAAAUUCAAGCAAGAUAUGAAAAAACUACAACGAAAACUUAGUGAACUCAAAGACUAAUACAUUUUGUUUCGCAUUUACUGUACAUUUAUUCCAUCAAGGGAAAAUACUAAAAAGGUUUUAAAAGUUAUUUCUACAAAAUCAGACUUGUUUUCCUGUAACUCUAACAAAAGCACUGUGAUAAUUCUGAACAGACUUAAGUUAAAAUAGAAUCUCAUUAACACUUCAUUUGUUUGAAUAAAUAAAAUGCAAGGGCUUAA
Molecule: messenger RNA, 1658 nt
Organism: Thamnophis sirtalis
Lineage: Eukaryota; Metazoa; Chordata; Lepidosauria; Squamata; Natricidae
Gene: FAM81B
Product: family with sequence similarity 81 member B
Source: RefSeq, a predicted model, not a curated record